Molecule: messenger RNA, 1728 nt
Organism: Kogia breviceps (pygmy sperm whale)
Lineage: Eukaryota; Metazoa; Chordata; Mammalia; Artiodactyla; Physeteridae
Gene: PTPN5
Product: protein tyrosine phosphatase non-receptor type 5
Biological process (GO): signal transduction; peptidyl-tyrosine dephosphorylation
Cellular component (GO): plasma membrane; cytosol; cell junction
Molecular function (GO): protein tyrosine phosphatase activity; protein kinase binding
Source: RefSeq, a predicted model, not a curated record
UCGAGGGUGACUGCUGGAAGCGGAGCCAGGCUGACUGAUCCCGGAUUGAGAGGAAGCCACGGCAGCCCCAGAAGGAGCGGUCCGCCGGGGUCGGCAGGGCCCGGAUCACCGGCCGUGUGUCCGCCUUCCGCAGGUGUCCCCCAGCCAGUAGGGAUGCAGGCGCUGGACCAGGCCGAGGGGCCCACGGCCUUGCAGAGAGAGAUACCACUGCCCCCGCCUCCUUCACCGCCCUCAGAGACAGCUCAGAAGCCACCACCUCGAGGCGCCAGGAGCCCCUCCCUCGCUGUCAGGAGCAGCCUGUGCCUGCUGGCUGCCUCCCAGUUCCUGCUCGCCUGCGGGAUGCUCUGGCUCAGCGGCUACGGCCCCAUCUGGUCGCAAAAUGCCACAGACCUCAUCUCCUCCGUGAUCACACUCCUGGAGCAGCUGGGACCCUCGGCCUGGCUGGCUGUUGGGACCUGGGACGUCCCUAAUCUGCUGCUGGUCUCUCUGUCCGUGGUCCUCAUCACCACCUUGGUGUGGCACCUCCUGAGGAAUCCCCCAGAGCCACCCACCCCGCUGCCCCCCGAGGACAGGCGCCAGUCGGUGAGCCGUCAGCCCUCUUUCACCUACUCUGAGUGGAUGGAGGAGAAGGUCGAGGAUGACUUCCUGGACCUGGACCCUGUCCCUGAGACACCUGUGUUUGACUGCGUGAUGGACAUCAAGCUUGAGGCCGACCCUGCCUCACUGACUGUCAAGGCCAUGGGUCUGCAGGAGAGGAGGGGCUCCAACGUCUCCCUGACCCUGGACAUGUGCACCCCGGGCUGCAAUGAGGAGGGGUUCGGCUAUCUCAUGUCCCCACGCGAGGAGUUGGCCCGCGAGUACCUGCUCAGUGCCUCCCGCGUCCUCCAGGCCGAAGAGCUUCACGAGAAGGCCCUGGACCCCUUCCUGCUUCAGGCAGAAUUCUUUGAAAUUCCCAUGAACUUUGUGGAUCCGAAAGAGUAUAACAUCCCUGGGCUGGUGCGGAAGAACCGGUACAAAACCAUCCUUCCCAACCCUCACAGCAGAGUGUGUCUGACCUCACCAGACCCUGAUGACCCUCUGAGUUCCUACAUCAACGCCAACUACAUCCGGGGCUAUGGUGGGGAAGAGAAGGUGUAUAUCGCCACUCAGGGACCCAUCGUCAGCACAGUUGGCGACUUCUGGCGCAUGGUGUGGCAGGAGCACACGCCCAUCAUUGUCAUGAUCACCAACAUCGAGGAGAUGAACGAGAAGUGCACCGAGUAUUGGCCGGAGGAGCAGGUGGUGUACGACGGCGUGGAGAUCACUGUGCAGAAAGUCAUCCAUACUGAGGAUUACCGGCUCCGGCUCAUUGCUCUCAGGAGUGGGACAGAAGAGCGAGGCCUGAAGCAUUACUGGUUCACAUCCUGGCCCGACCAGAAGACCCCAGACCGGGCCCCCCCACUCCUGCACCUGGUGCAGGAGGUGGAGGAGGCAGCCCAGCAGGAGGGGCCCCGCUGCGCCCCCAUCGUCGUCCACUGCAGUGCAGGGAUUGGGAGGACUGGCUGCUUCAUCGCCACUAGCAUCUGCUGCCAGCAGCUGCGGCAGGAGGGCGUGGUGGACAUCCUGAAGACCACGUGCCAGCUCCGUCAGGACAGGGGCGGCAUGAUCCAGACGUGUGAGCAGUACCAGUUCGUGCACCACGUCAUGAGCCUCUACGAGAAGCAGCUGUCCCGCCAGUCCCCCGAGUGA